This is a messenger RNA of Ceratosolen solmsi marchali, 4321 nucleotides long. Its product is annotated as chaoptin. The transcript is spliced from 8 exons. The coding region runs from base 49 to 4122 and encodes 1357 amino acids. The record is from RefSeq and is a predicted model, not a curated record. Gene Ontology annotation, molecular function: protein binding. NCBI's taxonomy places the organism in Eukaryota, Metazoa, Arthropoda, Insecta, Hymenoptera, Agaonidae.
AAAAAAAAAAAAAAAAAAUUCCAAAGGAUUCGUAAACAAGUUUUAGGAAUGGCUUACUUUUUUCUUCUCAUCUUUCUACUAUUGUCUACGGCAACUGCAGCCCAAAGUAACUGGCGUCCCUGCAUAGAAGUUAAACGCACAUUACGCAUACCAUGCCAAUGCACUGAAGCUAUUUCAAACUUGAACAAUACUACACUGUCGCUUGAAGUAAACUGUGAUAAUAUUAUUCUUGCUGAUGAUGCUUUAUCCAGUCUUUCUGGUCAACCAAUCGUCUCUUUCAGUCAACAAUUUUGCGGUCAUCAAAAUCUACCCAACGAACUAAUCAGUAUUUUACCCGAAAAUAUUGAAAAGCUAAACCUUUGUAAUAAUGAGAUUAGCCGAUUAAUGGAUCGUCAAUUACAAAGAUUUAUUAAUUUAAAUGAGUUGAGAUUAGCAAACAACGCGUUAGGUGACAAUCUUAAUCCUAUUUUUUCUAGCAAUGAAUUUCAUGAUAUUUCAAGCUUGAAAAUAUUGGAUUUGCAAUCUAACGGAUUACGGCAUCUAGAAGAAGGAAUAUUUAAAAGAUGUAUCAAUUUGGAAGAGUUAUACCUUGAUUAUAAUAAUUUAACAAGCCCUCCUAUUGAUUCGCUCAAAGGACCAAAAGCUAUAAAGGUACUGAGUCUUGCUGGAAAUAAUAUUGGAACAAUACGUAGAGGUACAUUCUCAAUAUUAGGACGGACUCUUUUACAUCUUGACUUAAGCAGCAAUGAAUUAUUGCACUUUGAAGAUGGAGCUUUAAUCGAAAUGGUAAAUCUGUUGACACUCAAUAUAUCUCACAAUAAUCUGCAGCGUUUAAAUAGUGAUGUUUUCAAAGAUGCUAUUAAACUUCAACAACUUGAUAUUUCCAGCAAUUUUUUAAAAUAUUUUCCUCUGGAUGCAUUACAUUAUUCAAAGGGAAUUACAUUUCUUAAUAUCUCUAAUAAUUUGAUUACCGAAUUAGAUGAUGCACAUUUAUCUAAUUUAAAAAAUCUUGAGUUUUUGGAUCUCAGCCGUAAUAACAUUGGACGCUUAAGUACAAAUGCAUUUAUCACAUCCACAUCUUUAAUUCAAUUAGAUCUUAGUUUCAAUGCUCUACGCGCGAUUGAAGAAGCUUCAUUUGGAGGACUUACAAAUCUGCAAUAUCUUUCACUUCGAGAUAAUAAUAUUUUAUUAAUGCCAUCGGCAUCUUUAGCACGAUUACCGUCUUUAAUGCAUCUCAAUUUAGAAUUUAAUCGCAUUGCAGUUAUUACAAGUGAAAUUCUUCGUACUAGUGUGCCACACUUAACUAGCUUCAGUUUAAAACAUAAUCUUAUGCGCGAACUUCCACCUCGACUAUUUUAUCAUUUUAAUAAGCUUGAUAGUCUUGAAUUAUCUGGCAACAUGAUUUCAGAAAUCGAUCGGCAAAGUUUUGUAGGUAUUGAAGAUACUUUAACGUAUCUUGAUUUAUCUGCUAACCAAAUAAGUAUUAUCGACGAAUUACCAUUAAAAAACUUAGUAUCGUUAAAUUUAGCAGAUAAUCUUUUAAAGAAAAUAUCUCCUGGAAUAUUUAAGCAUUUUAAUCAAUUACAAUACCUAAAUAUCAGUAAUAAUCCACUUUAUGGAGGAUUUCCACCAAUUUUUCCAAAAUCUUUGAUUUCUCUCGAUGCUUCGUUUACCGAUCUUCAAAUACUGCCAUCAGUCUUAUUAUUGAAUUUAGAAAAUCUUGAAAGUAUUUCCUUUUUAGGAAAUAAAUUACAAGAAAUUGGUGAAAAUACAUUCAAAAAUCUCUAUAAUCUUACUAGUAUCGAUCUUUCUUAUAAUAAAAUUGCGAACAUAGAGUCUGAAGCAUUUGUAGGUCUGCAGAACCUUUAUAAAUUGAAUCUCCAGGGAAAUAAUUUGAGAAUAUUUGGAGGAGAACAUUUUAAUACCGGAACUGGUUUAGAAAUUUUAAAUUUGUCUAAUAAUGUAAUAGAGUAUUUAUCCCCAACUGUAUUCAUAAUACAUCCGAGAUUAAGAGAAAUCGACUUAUCUUGGAACCGAUUCACGAUUUUUCCGAACGAAUUAAUGAAAACUCUUCAAUUUCUGGAAAUUCUAAAUUUAUCCAAUAAUUUAUUGCACACAAUAAAAGAGUUCGGUUUCGCUCAAAUAAUUCGUUUAAGAGAUUUAAAUCUUUCUAAUAAUCGAAUCGAAUCGGUGGAAGAGUUAGCAUUUCAUAAUUCAACACAACUGCAACGACUUGAUUUAUCAAACAAUCGCUUAGAAUACUUAAGUGAGCGAAUGAUGGAAGGUAUACUUCGAAUGGAAAAACUUGAUUUAACGAACAAUCGUUUGUCAUCUCUACCUGAGAAAAUCUUUGAUGUGUCAAGAAUUCGUAGUCUUGAAGGAAUAAAUCUUUCGGGUAAUUUUUUUGUAGAGAUACCAACGCGAGCAUUGCAAAAGCAAGUAGCGAACUUAAGGUGUUUAAACAUUGCUCGUAACCGAUUAUCAGAAAUUUUUACUCAAGACAUUAUAAGUAGUGUGAAGUGUUUAGAUAUUUCAGAAAAUUCUUUAAGUGAAAACACUGUUUAUAGGAUUCUCAGUGAAGCUAAAGUAUUGCGAUAUUUAAAUAUUGCAUCCUGUGGUGUUCACAAAAUAACUAAAUUAGAGGCUCCAUUUUUACAGUAUCUCAAUUUGUCUAAUAAUGCUCUUAAACAUAUCGAGUCCUUUGCUUUAGAACGUACAACGAUGUUGGAAGAUCUUGAUAUUUCAAAAAAUCAACUUCAAAGCUUUGAAAGUCUUCUCAAUACUUUUGGUUCAAUCUCUCCUUUAAAAAUUCUCGAUAUUUCUGAAAACGAUAUAAAAAUUGUUAACGAAAGCUCUUUAAUUGGUUUUGAAAACUUAAAAAAGCUAAAAAUGUUUGAUUUGAUAAAUUGCACGCGAAUAGAAAAAAGUGCUUUCAAAUCAUUAUUUAAACUUCGAAAUUUACAAGCGUUUAAUUUUCCAAGGCUAGGCUAUUUUGACGUCCAAGGAAUAAUAAAAGAAAUGAAUAAUCUUGAAGCUUUAGACAUUGAAAUAAAGGAUUUAAAUGUGGGCAAUGAGCAAUUAUUUAUAAGUAUACAUCCACGCUUAAAAUCUCUUAUUUUAAGGGGCGAAAGAUUACGAAAUGUUCUAUCAAGUUUGCUUGUAGGCAUAAAAUCACCGGACCUUUCUAUUCAGUUUAAAAAUACCUCGAUUGAGACAAUUCCAGCAACUUUACUAUUUCCAGUUCCGCGCUCAACACUUAUAGAAUUAGAUGUAAGUGGUAGUAAAUUAAAAAUCAUUUCUUCCCAGCUCAUCUCAACAUUUGAAGAACGGAGUAAAUUUAUUCAAAUAAAGGGACUUAAACUUAAAAUCAAAUGCGAUUGUGAAGCUAAACAUUUAUGGAGAUGGUACAAAAAUAUGGAACUUCAAAGGGAAAAUUCCAUUACAUGUAUAACACCCGAAAGUUUAAAAGGAUAUUCACUACUAAAUCUUACUGAAAAGCGAUUAUCUUGCAUUCCUGAACAAAGCACGACAUUACUUCAACUCGAAAAUACAGAAACAAUUACUACAACGAAACGGCCUACAAGUUCAAAACCUGAAGUCAUCUGGACCAUUGCUCCAACAACUCAAGACUCUAGAAAUACAAAGUACAGUGUUGGAGAUUCUCCUAUGAAUGUAUCUAGCGGCAUAACAAAUAAUACUGACGAUACAUUAAUAAUCAGUAUAGUCGGUGGCAUUGUAGCUUUUAUCGCCAUUGUUAUGAUUAUCAUUUGCAUUUGUCGAUUACGUUGGAGUAAUCAGAUGAAUCAGUCUCGUAUGCAAGCGGCCAUGUCAUCCAGUAUUCACGAAGCAUCGAUGCUUCGCCCAUCAAGCGCCUAUAGUGGUAAAUUAAAUCAGGACUUGUAUGUCAGUUCGUACAAUGGUUCAACAUUAGGGCAUAAUAAUAACUCGUCAAUUGUACCAGCCACACAAAUACCAGCAACACCUGUUCAUAUGCUACCUUUCAUACAGUCCUUACCAAUGAUUCAUACUUCAAAUUGUGCUCAACCAAUUUAUGGUUAUUAUGAUAGUUCGCCAUUACCGUUUUACGUCGCAGAAUCAUCCGAGAAUAAAUUUGACAGAUAAAUUAUGCAUUAAAAUUGCAUUAGAAUAAAAUAAAUAACAAAUAAAUGCGUGAUAUUUCACUUAUAAGCAUUUAUUUCUUAUAUAUUUAUUUUCAUUGGCUUUAAUAUUGUUGCUAAUUAGAACUAUAGCAAACAUAGAAAAAGUAGUAGAUUCUUGAGUGAAAAUUAUUUUAGUAAAAAAACGUCGUGAGCUCUAUUAU